CAGGCCGCUGAUUACAUCCGCCAAGCCUUCAACAAUUCGGGCGCCAAGUUAACCGCCUACUCGCCCGACCAGAUGGAACAAGCCAUGCCCCUCACCAGAGCCGCUAUCCGCGCAUCCAGCUCCGUGGACAGAUUCGCCCCCCAAGGCGUCCAGCUCGGCUUCGACGGACCCGGAGUCAUCAACAGGACCCUUCUCCUCAUGGGAUCGGGAAUUACCUACGACUACUUCGAGAGGACUUCGCCGCUAACCUGGCCUCCAACGACCCCGAAGCUGACCUCGUGGCCUACCCCGGCCCCUCCACCAGCGUGAACCGCGGCCACCAGCAGCCCGUAGCCUUCAUCCUGCAGGCCGCCGGCUUGGACAACGGCAGCUCCAUCCCCUUCACGCACAUCGACAUCACCGGGCCCGCCACCACCUUCCCCGGCGUGCCCGCCACCACCCCCCUCACCUCCAUCACCUACAAGUUCGGCCUGAGCGCCCAGCUGCAGAUGUUGAUGGGCAUCUACAUUCCUCCACCCCAGAGCACUGAGCCCGCCGCUGCUGAGCCCGCCGCCGAGGAGUAAAGUCCAGAGUAGAGAGUAGAAGCAGACAAGACGAAGGGGAAACGGGUAGAGGGAGCAAAGGGAGGGGAGGGAAUGAGGGAGAGACGGGGAUGGAAAGGGAGAAAGAGAGAAAGGGGGAGAGAGAGUGAGAGAGAAAGAGAGAGAGAGACAGAGAGAGAGAGAGAUAAGAAAAGGGGGAGGAGAAGUGGGCGCGAGUGAGAAGAACAUAGUCCACGGACGUAGCCGCUCAGGUCUAAUACAUCGACUGUAAUAGAAAGUUGAGCUGAGCUGGGGUGAAGUGUUUCUUUUUUAUCUUUUUCUUUUUUAAGUUUGCUUUUUUUUCUCGUAGAUUAGAAAGCUGCUUGUGGGUCAAGAGAUGUGAUGGUCCAGCAAUGUAUGCAUACUUUUUAUUUCAGGCGUAAUACUAAUAAGCAACACCCCUGUGCCAUCAGAAUGCGAUACUCCUUAGACUUAGCUAAGCACAAACAAAACAAAAAAAACAAUCUAAGGACCAACACACCUACAAGGUUCCACCAAGUCGCCCCAUUCUGUAUGUCUGCGCUCUGUUCUCGUUCACUCGACUGCCCAUUCUGUAUAACCCGCCGUGACCUGGUAUAGAAUCUCAUGGAAAAAAGUGCCUUUAGACAUAUGUUACAUGUGUCGUUUCGUGUCUGUGACACUGAUUUCUCUUCAAAUAAAACAAUUUCACCGUCUAA
This is a messenger RNA of Aplysia californica (California sea hare), 1258 nucleotides long. RefSeq names its product probable cytosol aminopeptidase. The record is from RefSeq and is a predicted model, not a curated record. Lineage: Eukaryota; Metazoa; Mollusca; Gastropoda; Aplysiida; Aplysiidae. Gene Ontology annotation, molecular function: metalloaminopeptidase activity; manganese ion binding. Gene Ontology annotation, biological process: proteolysis. Gene Ontology annotation, cellular component: cytoplasm.